GACCAUUUACCAUCAAGUAAAAAAAAAUAGAUGUUUACAUCAAUUCUUUAGAACGGUCCACUUUACAAUUUUCUUUUUGUGUGUUAUCUUCAUUUCUUAUAAGCAUUUGAAAUCUCUUAAAAAUAGAAUAAAUUAUUGUCACAAUACGCUCCACUUACAAAACGCAAGACGUUAACAAACUGCUUUUAUAACUCGCAGUGUGGUUGUAAACUGUACAUAAAUCGUGAAACAAAUACAUUACGUAAGAAUGGACACGUAAACCGGAUUCAUGAAUCAGAUGGAAUUUAGUUAUUCCAGGCGCUAUUUUCACAACGGGUCAUGUACAACGAUAGGAGGCGUCAGUCAGCCGCGGUUCGUUACGGGCCCCACCAUGAAAAUACGCUUAAUAACAUAUUAUUGAGAGCAAGGAACAUGGAAAGUACCUUAAAUAAUCUUAAAAAGGAAGCUGAAUAUAUAACUCAACGUAGUUGGGUCAUUAAGAAGUCUAACCUUGGGGGCAGAGGAUUGUUUGCAAGUAAAUUCAUAAAGAAAGGUUCCCUAAUAUUUACCAAUAAACCACUGGUGAUAGGCCCUCGCGCGGAUUGCGCGGCAAAAACUUAUUGUUCUAUUUGUUAUGUAAUAAGUGAGUUCUGCUAUCCCUGUGAUAAGUGCUCUUUAUUUAUUUGCUCUAAAGAAUGUGGAAUAUCACAAGAACACGCCAAAGAAUGUGCCUUUAUUCUUGACUAUUGGAAACCGAAGACUCCCUGUGAUAAAAAAUCAAAAGUUUUAAAUCAAAUGCUGAUAUAUUUACGUUUUUUCUUAUUGAAUGAAGAACAAAAGCAAUUGGUAUCAUUCCUGCAAAAGAGUAACAACUAUUCUGAUUUUGAAGAACUUAAAGCAUUAUGUUCUCAAUAUGAAAUACCUAAAUAUCAAGUACAGUUUAUUCGAACGAUAAAUGCUAUGAUAAAACUAAACUCAUUCCGGAUUUCCGAAAGUUCUUGUAAGAAAACAAUACCUUUACGUGGUAUUUUUCACUUAUCAUCUUUUCUAAAUCAUAGCUGUGUACCGAAUACAAGAAAUGUAUUUAAGAAUGAUUACACUAUGUGUGUUUUCGCAAGUAAAGAUAUUGAAAUAGGAGAAGAGAUCUUGACCUGCUACACUGGAAUUUUAUGGUGCACCCCUGUGAGGCGUUGUCAUUUAAAGAAAACUAAGAAUUUUUGGUGCAAAUGCCGCAGGUGUGCAGACCCCACCGAAAUGAAUACAAAGCUUUCAGCUCUAAAAUGUUUUAAUAAGGAAUGUGUUGGAUUCCUUAUACCUUUGGUACCACUGAAUCCUGAAACUGAAUGGCGCUGUGACAAUUGCAAAACAAUAGCAACACCUCACCAUGUGAGCACUGUGCAUAGUGUAUUGGGUAGCUUAGUGGGAAUUUUAGACCUAGAUGACAAAUUUCGUCUAGAAACGGUCAUAUUAGAAAAGAUAUCAAAUUUUAUACCUUAUUCGAAUCACAUUUUUACGGAUCUGCGGUUGAGGUUGGCAUUAAAAAUUGGAUUUACAGAAGGAUUAAAACUUAACGGUAUACUGAAAUUUAAUAAUGCAAACAAUACAUAUUGUCUUUGUAAUCUUUAUCAUAAUGCUAUAUGUAUUAUUCUACUAACAAUGAUGUCUAAUAAAAACCUUUAUAACAACUUCUUUGUUAUAAUUAUUUAUAUCGGCUUUGCUUACGCACAGAUAAUAUAA
This is a messenger RNA of Galleria mellonella (greater wax moth), 1716 nucleotides long. Its product is annotated as SET domain-containing protein SmydA-8-like. Lineage: Eukaryota; Metazoa; Arthropoda; Insecta; Lepidoptera; Pyralidae. Bases 319 to 1716 code for a protein of 465 amino acids. The transcript has a single exon. The record is from RefSeq and is a predicted model, not a curated record. Gene Ontology annotation, molecular function: protein binding.